AUGAUUACUGGACUAGGAGGUUCUAGUAAAAGCUUUGUAAUUCAAGCCUUAAGUCAACUUCUGCACACAAAGUGCAGAGUUUGUGCAUUCUUUGGAAUCGCAGCCUUUUAUAUCAAAGGAAAAACUUUACACUCGCUUUUGCAGCUUCCCAUCAAAGGAAAGAAAAAUGGGCCACUAAAAUCAUCAGCAUUGGCAAAACUUCAGCAUGAUCUUGAGGAUGUUAACUAUCUCAUCAUUGAUGAAUUUUCAGUUAUUGGUCAAAAUAUGUUUGGCUGGAUAAAUAGACGCUGUAAGCAGGCAACUGGUAUUUCUACAGUUCCCUUUGGUGGUAUGUCUAUUAUAUUAGUUGGGGAUAUUGCACAGUUACCCCCAAUCACAGACCAGGUUUUGUACCACACCAAACCCAAAAGUAAGUUGGCAGUCGAAGGAUACUGCACGUAUAAAAAAUUUGAGACAGUUGUGAAGUUUGAAAUUAACGAAAGAGCUAGGGGCGCUGAUAACGAACAACAGCGAUUUAGAGGUCUUCAAAUAAGAGCCAGGGAUAGUAAUUCAACAUUUGAAGAUUGGAAUUUGCUUUUAUCAAGGCAACCACACAAUGUCACUGAUAAAACAAACUUUCAGAAUACGGCUGUCAGAUUAUCCUUUAGUAAUGAAAAGUUGCUAAAGACAACUAUGAAAGAAAGUCACAAGGCUACUAUGCUACCCAUUGCCAUAAUUGUACAGUUUGAUGAUGACUAUCUGGGACCAAGUUUUUGUAAAGACACACCUAAUUGUGUGCCUAUAUUCCCUGUCACAAGUUCCUCUAACACUCUUGGCAAUAACUUCGAAAGAGUACAGUUCCCAUUAAAACUCGCAUGGUCAAUGACAAUCCACAAGUCACAAGGCUUAACUCUCAAAAAGUGCUGGAUUGACCUAGGAUCAACUGAAAAGGUUGCAGGUUUAACAUAUGUUGCAUUAUCAAGAGUUCGUAAACUCUCCGACACUGUAAUUGAACCACUUACUUUUGAAAGACUACAUGCAUUAAAAAAAACAUCUAAUCAUAAAUAUAGACUUCUGGAAGAAUCCAGUGAAAUGGAUAACUACGAAAGUCCAAAAAAGAAAAUGAAGUUUGGGAUGUCAUCUCCUCCCUCCUCUCCAACCUCUUCAUCCUCUGCAA
Pocillopora verrucosa is the source of this 1156-nucleotide messenger RNA. NCBI's taxonomy places the organism in Eukaryota, Metazoa, Cnidaria, Anthozoa, Scleractinia, Pocilloporidae. The record is from RefSeq and is a predicted model, not a curated record.